UCCUACCGUUGUAACACUCCCGCUCACUGUAGUUUGAAAUUGCGAACGAAUUUGCAGAAGCAGACACAGUAAUCGAUUCAUUCCAAAUCCAAAUUCAUGAAAACACAAAACUACAACUAACAGAAAAGGAGUGAUAAUAUCGUAUUAUCAUGGAUUCCGUUAAUAACAUUCCGCUUCUAGACGAAGACGAUUCGUUGCUCUUCGAUGAUUCUGCACCUUCCACCGCAGAUGUCUUCUCUUGCUCCCCUCUCAUACCUAUCAGAUCGAUUCCUCUUCAAACCGAGAGUGGAGUUGCGGAUUCUGAAAAUCGAAAUUCCUCCGUUAGUGAGAGUGCCAACAAAGAGAACGCGGAUUGGAACAAACCGCAGAAGCUUAGCUUGGAUCCUCAUCAAAUGAAGAGGAAGAAGAAAGGAGGCGGUUACAAUUUGCGCAAGAGCUUGGCGUGGAAUCGAGCUUUCUUUACUGAAGAAGGUGUUUUGAAUCCGGAGGAGCUUUCUAUGAUUAGUGGCACUGCCUCUUCUAAGUCAGGGUUGGAUUUGGAAGUGAUCCACGAAGAAGAGUACGUAGGUACAUCGAUAAAUUUGCAGGAGAUUGAAGAAAAUUUGUUUAUGCAUUCAUCCGAUGCUCUUCCUUUAGAAGAUAGAAAAAUUGGUGCUCGGUUUUCUCCAAAGCCUGCGGCAUUAGCCAAAGCUUCUACUGCUCCGGUUUCCUCGGCCAAGAGGAAAAUACUUACUGUCAAUGACUCCGUUGGCAGCAGACCUAAACGCAAUGCUUGUCCUCCACGGCUGCCAGUAGCUUCGUCCUCAUUAAAAAGACCUAGCACAGUGAAAGCGCCGAGUAAAGAAGUGAAAGUCGCUAGGACACCUGGUCCUAAAUUGGAUGUUUCUGCCAAUACAACAACUGCUAGGAGUCGAAUCUUGACCGCAGGUUUCUCCAAGAGAAAUCAGAAUGCACCUCCUGCCACUAAUCCUCCGAAGCACGCUGGACUAAAAGCCUUGUCAAAAAAUCCUAAAACCAUCCCAAGUAACCCAAAGGUUGUUCGUGCUGAUAAAGGUUCGGUUACCAGAACACUAGCCACGCCAGCUGGGAAACACUUGAAUAACUCAGUUGAAACACAUCCACCAGCCAGAAAGAUUCAGUCAGGAACUGAAGCAAAUAAGGAGUCAGAAACUAGUCUCUCACGAGGCCCAUCUGACAUUAGUGAGAAAAAGCAAGAGACACAACUUCAAACAACAAAAUUAUCAGGCCUGCGGAUGCCAUCUCCCUCACUGGGAUUCUUUUCUAUAGCAAAAGCUCCCAGUUCACAUAGCCAAUUACAGAAAACUUCUAAACCUUGCAAGCCUGCUAAGAGUAACGUUCUUAAAUUACAGAAUUUAGAAACAAAUUCUGUUAAUGAGGCAAGACUAAAACAUGCACCUGCCAUGAGGUCUGAAAUUGUCAAAGGGAAGAAUUGCACUGAGGAGUUAAGCCUUUUGGAUGUGAAGUCAGAAUUGAGCAUGCAAGUGGAUGAUAAGCAAAUGACUUGUGUAGAAGCGAAAUAUAAUUCUGUUGGCUCUGAAAAAAUAAGCAAGCAAGAAAAUGUUGAAAACAUUCUUGGUCAUGUCAGCGUAACAUACGAGGAACGCGGAGAACUAUGUAGCAGUAAUAAUGCUUCUAGCGUGGAGGAUGCGGGAUUUUCUAGACAUGAAAAGCUUCUUUCAGAGAGUCACGCUCAAGUGCCGUUGGAGAAAGAAACUGGUCAGCCUGAUGUUUCGUUAAAAGGGUAUCAAUCUGUAUUGCAGGAACGACCAUCGAUGCACCAUCAUGGUGGUGCCGCUGAUCUUGUUAAAAGUGGAGGAGAUGCUCAAAAACAUUUAUUGAUAUGGAAUCUCUCAGUCAAUUGUAGUGAAACCACCGGAAGUAAUUUAGAGGCAGUUAAUCAACAGUUACAGGGGAAACAACUCAAGACUACAAGUGCUGUUAGGGUGGGGGAAAUCAUGUCAACAAGAGAAAGUGAAUCUCAUGUAAAUAGUUGUCAGAAAUCUAUACCAGAAAUCAAAUGUGCUGCUGCAAGUGAACCAAAAAUAGCUAAAAUUGAAGGCUGUCAGUUAUCAGUAGACGAUCAGUCAGGUUUCAUUCAGACAAUACCAGUGUUGGAACAAUGUGAUAAGGUUAUCGCAUCAGAAGCAAAGGAUCAUAGUACUCAAGUCAAUGAAUUGGACAGGUUGAGUGAAGAUUGCAUAACCGUUUCUGCAACAGUUUGCAACACUGAGUUAAACAAUGUUUCACAGGAAAGAAGACCUUUUCGUGAGGAUAAUGUACAGGAUCUUGUCCUUACAUCCCAACUUAGGGAUGAGGAUUCUUCUAGGGAGGCUUCUAUCCACUAUGAUGUUCCGUGUUAUCUCCCUGGAAACUUUGAGCAACAAACUAGCAACAUUACGUAUUCUAAAGUUACGAAAAUGCUCAGUGAAGAUGUGGGUUUAGUGUUAAAUCACGGUGACUUGCUUGAUCAAAGUGAAUUUUCUCAAGUAUCUGCAGACAUUAAUUCAAACACCAAAGAUUUUAUUGGUUCUGAAGCUGAAAAACCCUCUAGCUGCUUACAACAUACACUAUUGACUCGGUUAGUCCGAGACGUUGAUCACACUAACACAGAUAUUAAAGAAUCACAUGUGGAAGAUGCGCAGAUGCGGUUGCUUAAUGAAACUCUAGCGCCAUACAAAAGAAAUAAUCCUGAGAACGGUAAUAACGUACUACACUGUGACAGUGACUGGCUACCCACAAAUAUUGCUUCUUCUGAAGAAAUCAAUAAAUCAACGGAAGAUGUGCAUGCGCGUCCGUUUAAUGAAAACCCAGCGCCAUUCAACUGCAACAGUAAGCACUGCCUUGUUACAAAUGAUACUGAUUUUCAAAGGUCUGGUGUUGUUGGUGCUGCAGAUUCAGAUGAUGUUAAUAGCAUACUACUAGACUUGAAUGGUGAUAUGUCAACACAUGUUGCUCCUUCUGAAGAGAUUAAGAAAACAAUUUUAUAUGAGGGUGCAUUAUGUGAUAUCUAUACAAGUGAAAACAGUGCUUCCAAUAAUCAUAGUCAGGCUAUGCCUGAAAACAAAGAUGGAAAUAUUCGUACGGAUGAUUUGUCAAUCGAUGAUGCAAAAGAAGGUUAUUCUAACAUGUUGCCUUUAGUGGAAUUUCAACUCAAUGGCAACAUUCAGAAAAUGUCUGAAAACAAAGAUGGAGAUCUUGAUAUGGAGGAUGUCAAAGACGGUUCUUCUGAUAUAUUGCCUCUAGUUGAAGUUCAACUCGAUGACAACAUUCAGGCCAUGACUGAAAACAAUGGAAGAAAUCUUGAUAUGGAUGAUUUGCAAACGGGUAAUGCAAAAGAAGGUUCUUCUGACAUGUUUCUUUCAGUUAAAGUUCAAGUCAAUGACAACAUUCAUGAUAUGUUUGAAAACAGUGAUGGAAACGUUGAUAUGGAUGAUUCAAAAGAAUGUUCUUCUGUCAUAUUGCCUUUAGUUGAAGUUCAACUCAGUGACAACAUUCAGGCUAUUUCUGAAAACAAUGAUGAAAUUCUUGACAUGGACAAUGCAAAAGAAGGUUCUUCUGACAUAUUGCCUCUAGUUGAAGUUCAACUGGAUGACAACAUUCAGGCCAUGUCUGAGAACAAUGAAAGAAAUCUUUAUAUGGAUGAUGCAAAAAAAGAUUCUUCUGACAUGUUGCCUUUAGUUGAAGUUCGACUCAAUGAAAACAUUGUGGAUGUGUCUGAACAUAAUGAUGGAAAUCAUGAUAUGGAUGAUUCAGAAGAAUGUUCUUCUGACAUAUUGCCUUUAGUUGAAGUUCAACUCAUUGACAACAUUCAGGCCAUUUCUGGAAACAAUGAUGAAAAGCUUGACAUGGACGAUGCAAAAGAAAGUCCUUCUCAUACAUUGCCUCCAGUUGAAGUUCAACUCGAUGACAAUAUUCAGGCCAUGUAUGAAAACAGUGAAAGAAAUUUUUAUAUGGAUGAUUUGCAAGUGGAUUAUGCUAAAGGCUCUUCUGACACGUUGCCUUUAUUUGAAGUUCAAGUCAGUGACAAUAUGCAACAUGUGUCUGAAAACAAUGACGGAAAUCUUGAUAUGGAUGAUUCAAAAGAAUGUUCUUCGGACAUAUUGCCUUUAGUUGAAGUUCAAGUCAAUGACAACAUUAUAUCUUCUGAACGCAUUUCUUCUUCAGCAGUGAACCAAGAUUCUUUUGCAGAUGUAGUUGCCUGGAAAGCUGAGGAGCGUUGUUCUUUAAGUGAAAGUUCAAAUUUACCAGCUUCAGAUCAUCUAACCUUCAACCUAGAUGAAUUUUCCGAUACUGACAUGCUAUAUCAGUCCAAAGGUGGGAUUUACUUUGCAGAAGACAAAAGAAAAAUAAUUCGCUUACAUGAAUCUGCUGCUAAAAGAAAGCAGGAAGUUCUUACAGGGAAUCUUCCAACAAAUGCUGCUCCAUUUUCUGAUGAAUGGUUUACUGCAACCGAUUCCGCUGAACAGAAGUUGAAUCAAAAUCCCCCCCGUGGAGAUAGGCGGGAAACUGUUGCUUGUGAUACUGAGCUUCGAGAUGAUGGUUCUUCUAGGGAUGCUUCUAUUCAGCAUCAUGUUCACGGUGAUGUCACGGGAAACAUUGAGCAACAAACUAGCACGAGUACAUAUUGUAAAGCUGAAGAAAUGCUUUGUGAGUACAAGGGUUUGGAGCCAAAUCAUGAUGACGUGGUUGAUCAGAAUGAACUUUCUGAAGUAUGCGAAGAUUUCAUUUCAAACACCAAAGAUUCUAUGGGCAGUGGAGCAGAAAAACCUUCUGGCCAUAUACAACAUUCACUACUGGGUCAGUUUGUCGAAGAAUUUAAUCAGACUAACAGAGAAAUUGAGGAAUCACAUUUAACGACACAAGUGCAGUCAUUUGCUGAAAACCCAGUGUUAUACAACUGCAACAGUAAACAAUGUCUUGCUGUUUCUGAUGGUAAGUUUCAAUUGGCGGACAGUGACAAUGUAAAUGAAAAUUCUCAUGAUCCUGAUUUUCAAGGGCCUUGUGCUAUUGUUGGUGUAGAUUUCCAGAAUGUUGAUGACAUACAUUUACCCUUGGAUGGUAAUUGGCUGUCCACAAAUACAGCUUCUUCUGAAGAAAUCAAGGAAACAAAUUUGUCUGAAAAUGCAUUAAAAGGAGGUGAUGCCCGUACAUGUGAGUAUAAGGCUUCCAAUGACCAUAUUCAGGCCAUGCCUGAAAAUGAAGAUAGAUAUCUUUAUGCGGAUGAGAGGCGAGAGCAUUUGCAAACGAAUGAUGCAAAGAAAGGUUCUUCAGACAUAUUCCCAGUAGUUGAAGUUCAACUCAAAGACAACGUUGUAUCUUCUGAUGAAGAGAGCAAAGACUCCUUUACAGAUGAAGUUGCUUGGAAACCUGAAGAGCAUCGUUCAAGUGAAAGUUCAAGCUUACCAGCUUCAGAUAAUCUUGCCUCGAGAGUCCCGCAGGUCAGUGAAAUUAGUUUGUUGAACUCUACAACUUUUUCAGAAGAAGCUGGAACUAAUAUUUUUGAGAAAGACGAGUCUCCUAAUACCGACAUGGAGCACCAGUCAAAAGGUGACAUUAAUUAUGCAGAAGACAGCAACAAAGUCAUUCAUUUGCAGGAAUCCGCAACUAAAAGCAAGCGGGAAGUUCCUACAUUGAAGCCUCCGCCAAAUGCUGCUCCAUUUUCUGAAGAAUGGUUAGCUGCAAUUGAAGCCGCCGGAGAGGAGAUCUUAACGAUGAAAGGCGGUGCUGUACAAAAUUCUCCCACUGAGAAGCCUCAGCACGAACCUGGUCCUUGGUCCCCGGUGAGACGUAAGAAUCAAUCAAUUGGACCCUUUGAUUGUACCAAACACAAUAUCCAGCCUUCCAGUUCAUAAUGACAAAACUGAGAUUCAGUCAUUAUUAAUUACUAACCAUUUUUUCUGCUACGCAUAUAGAAUUGCCGGUACCCAGAAUCAUGCCAUAGUCUGAAGAUGCCCAAUAAAUAAAUAGUAUCCUGAUUCAGAUUGUUCUCAAAUUGUAAAUGACAUUUGUGUCUACUUAUUACAUUGGACUUUUGUUUUUUCCACGAGCUAUAUAUAUAUAUAUAUAUGAGGCUA
Messenger RNA from Vigna radiata var. radiata (mung bean), 6095 nucleotides. RefSeq lists its product as uncharacterized. Gene Ontology annotation, molecular function: microtubule binding. Lineage: Eukaryota; Viridiplantae; Streptophyta; Magnoliopsida; Fabales; Fabaceae. Bases 150 to 5873 code for a protein of 1907 amino acids. The transcript is spliced from 16 exons. The record is from RefSeq and is a predicted model, not a curated record.